This is a messenger RNA of Schistosoma curassoni, 4819 nucleotides long. The record is from the annotation of a GenBank genome assembly. NCBI's taxonomy places the organism in Eukaryota, Metazoa, Platyhelminthes, Trematoda, Strigeidida, Schistosomatidae.
GUUUUAAUGUGCUUGUUGUUCUGUAGUAAACAUCACGAAAAGUCAAAAUCGCAUAACUUUGAUUGUAUUGACCUACAAGCACGUCUAGACGGUUUCAGUCAAUAAUUACUAGAUAUGUGAUUUAGAUGAGUAAUCUAGAGGCUAGCCGGAUUUUGGCGUCAGCUCUUAAAGAUGUUGAUGAGAUUCUGAAAGUGAAUCAAUAUGAAACAGAUGAUUAUGACGCUGAGAUCAGUAAUGACAAUCGAGAUAUAUUACCGAAAGUCUCAAUUCAGAAUACCAAAGGAAAGUCUCAUAAUGAAACUCUGAACGACAGCAGAAACGUAUUUGAUGAGGCAUAUCUUUACAGGGCUGGGAAAGACUUUUCCGUUCUAAUUAAUAGACUUCAAAUAUGCAUCAAUAAACUUAAUCAGUCAAAACCCGCACCUUCAAUCCACGCAUCAGAAUAUCAAGCUCUAAAUUUUGGAAUAACUGAGAACAGUUCAUUUGAUAUUGCUCAUCGCGUAACCACACAACCUACUAAAUUCAACUUGAAUUUAAGUGAACAAUCUAAACAAAUGCAGUCUCAAUACGUGUUUCCCCCAGAUGAAUUUAGUACAUGCCUCAACGAUAAACGCUUUCAUCAACGAAUCACUAAAUUACGAGGACAAAUACAAGCACAAGCUAAUCGUAUUGCAGAAUUAGAAAAAGAUGGAAAUCCAUUAUCUUAUUUGGUCAAUAAAAACUGUACAACCGAUCAUCGUAAUAAAAAUAUUAGUCAACUACCAACUGAUGUGGAUAAUCUUCAAUUAUUAAAUGAAGUUUCAAAACAACAUUUACGUAUUAAUGCGCUGGAAGAGACUAAUCGAGAUUUAGAAGAGAAAAUUAACAAAUUAGAGAAAGAAUUAUCACAACGUCCAGGUUUAUUUAAUCUGAGGAAUUCAUAUGAAGAUUUGCAAAGUUUAAAAUAUAACAGACAAUGUGCAACAAUACAUCCGACUGUAUCUAAUCGAUCAGCUACAUUAUCAAAUAAUAUGAGUACAUUAAAUGAAUCAUCAAGAGAAUCAAAUAGGUUGAAUUAUCAAACUUUAUUCCGGCGUUCUAUCACUCCAGUUACAUUUAAUAAUAGUUGUUCAUUUAUCACUACAUCUAAUCAGCCUGAGUAUAAUUUGAAUUUUAUUCAUCAAUCACUAACUGGUACUCAGUCGACCCCACCAACAUCACGUUUAAUUUAUGAUAAACCAUACAGAUAUGAUGCUUAUAUACCAUGCGAACAAAUAAAUCAUAAUAAACUCUCAUCGCCUGGUGAAAAUUACGCCUACUUAAGUGCUGAUCAAUUUAAAUCUGCUAGUCUUAAUGAAUUAUGCUAUUCAAGAGUUACGCAACCUGUUACUACAACUACUAAUAUCAGUACUACUACUAGUAGUAAUAACAUCGUCAAUCCAAAUGCUAGUAGACGUUGGUUAGCACAAAAUCGAUAUAGUAUGAAAUCUCCACCAGCUGAUAUUUUCAACGGUGGCAUACAAGAUUCAGAUAGAAUAAAUCUACUUCCACCACAGUAUGGUAGUAGUUAUCAUCAACAUAUUUACAAUAAUUCACGUACACGAUCACCCACACAACUUCAGUGGUAUCAGUACACAAGAAGUAAUUUUAAUGAUGGUAGACAAACAUCAGCAGAUUGUGAAUUAAAUGGAAGUGUUAAUUUAUUCAAUUCAUCACGUGAAUGUGAUUCACCAUCUUCAGGAAGAUGUACAACUGUACAUGAUACCCAUUUGUAUACAUCAAGAAAUAAAUCAAAUUUAUCUAAUGCCUCCUCUUCUUCUCCUUCUGAGCAACAACAUAAUAUCGAGACGAUAAACAAUUCAACAAAUAUUUUAAAAGAUGAAAAAAGUUCAUCACUUCCAAAAUCUACCCUUAAUGGAAAGAAUCAAUCAAAGAGAUUGAAUAUUGAACGAGCAAAUUUUACCACUUGGGAUAAAAAUAUGAUUUCAGCAUGGUUAUAUAAAAUUGGUUUAGGUUAUACAGUAUCACAUACACGAAGAUGGUUAACUUCUGGUCAAGAUUUAAUAAAUGAAUCUAAAAAAUCACUUGCACAAUUAAUGUGUAUACGUAACCCGUUACAUUUGAAGAAAUUGUUAAUCCAUAUACGUUUAUGUAUGAAAGACCAGUAUCCUAAUAAUAGUAAUAAUAUUAAUAUUAAUUACAAUUAUGGGUGUUUAUAUAGAAAUAUAGAACCACCUGAAAAUUUCGACAUACCGGGUUGGUUACAUGAUGUGGGUUUAUCAUCUUAUAUUCCACAAUUCGAUAAUUGCAUCAUUGACCCUUAUGUGCUAGAUCAACUUACUAUGGAUGAUUUAUCUGUGUUGAAAAUGUCUAGUGAAUUACAUAUGUUAAGUUUACGAUGGGGAUUACAAAUGUUAAGACAUAUUAAUUUUGAUAGAAAUCGUUUAUGCCGAAGUCAGAUGGAACAAUGUGAAGCAAAUUUACCUUGUAAAAGAAACAUGUUACAUUCUCCCAUCCAAUCGUUAAAUCAUAUUCAAGAUAAUAUAAAACCUAAUAAUGGACAUAAUGGAAAUCAUGUGCAUACGUCUUGCUUGAAUACUAUUUCUACUUUACAACCAGAUUCCAUGAAUUCUGAUAUUAAUUUUAUUUGUUCAACAUAUUUACCAAUACAAAUUUGCUAUUGGACUCAACAACGAGUAAUGAAUUGGUUACAAAGUAUCGAAUUACCUGAAUAUGCCAGUGAAUUAUGCGGAAAUGGUGUACAUGGUGCUUUAAUGAUUCUAGAAGAUCGUUUUACACCAGAUCUUUUAGCUGAUAUUUUGCGAAUUCCUCCAGUGAAAUCACUUGUUAGACGACAUUUAACAAAUAAAUUUAUUGAACUUGUUGGGUUAGAUAUAUGGAAGCGUAAACAACAUAACGAAACCACUAAUAAUAAUAAUCCACUGACAAUACAUUCUAAAAUCAAACUUACGAAAAAGAAAAAUAUUUUCAAUUCUAACCGUGGACACAAGUCCAACCAUCACAAUCAUGUUAGUGGUGUUGGUGAUGAUGAUGCAAGUACUGAGCUUGUUUGUCCUAUUGAAAUCGAUGCCAGUCAUACGAGUAUCUUUGCCGAAGAAAUAGUCAAACCUAAUCGUCAAAGCAUACAUCUACAAGCAGAAAAUGUUCAAACAAUACUUAUCGAUCCGGUUACUGCAAAAGUGCAGCACCUAGAACUUCAAGAAACUGACCUGUGAAUCAAAAAAACAGUUAAUUAUUCUAGUUCAAAAUUUAAAUAAAGAAAAUAGAAUUAUAUGAGGUUAGCAGUUAGUUUCUGUUGCCUAGUUUACUGAGAUUAUAUAAAGAAGAAAUAAUAUGUGCAUAGACUUUUGUGAAUUUUAAGAUGGUAGAGAAGAUUUGUAGCUCAGAUGAAGUUGUGUUGAUGAUGUCAUUCAGAAAAACGAUGAAAGCUCCACGACUAAAUCAUCCAUCAAAAACUUUUGUGAAUAUUUUUAAAUGAAUUCAGGAAUGUUCUUUAAUCAAUUUCAAAAAAAAUUUUCUACAUGGAAUUUGUUUAUUUGAAUUUGUUGGUUUAGAAAACUUUAUUAGUUCAAUGGUAUUAAUAAAAAUAAUAUGAUAGAAUUAGAUUGAGAUCUGCUUUCAGUUGUAAUGAUGAACUAAUCUAAGUGAGUAGGUUUCUGUAGAAGAUUUUAAGUCAAACUCUGAUGACGAGUAUCAGCUAAGAUGAAACCUAUAUCAAAACACGAUUUGUUAUUGAUUAACUUUAAGCACUCUAUAUACAUCAAAAUGCAUAGAAUGCUUGAGUCACUUAUAUCACUGGUCAGAUUUCAACCUGAUCACUAGACAAGUAUGAAAAUGACUUUGAUUCGAUAACCAUUGCAAGUCGGUGAACGGUGGACAUCUAUUACAUCUUACUUUGAGACUCCACAGUUUACAUUUACGACUUUAUCAAAAUCUUUGGGCUUUGACAACUGACUAGGCGCUGUCGGCGAAGUCUGAAAGUCCUCAGUUCUAUCCCUCGCGGUCUUAUGGAUGUACAUUGAUUAGGAGUCUAAUACUAAGGUAAAACACAUAAUCAAAGCUUUCCAGUUUUUAACGGUCGCCCAACUAAAGUCAAUUCAUAAGUUGUACGUGUAUUUAAAUACUUAAUUCGAUGUAUUUUGAAAGCAAUGAAUUACUAAAAAAACUAAUGAACAUUUGACACAUGUUCCCGUUUUCAUCUGUAACUUCUAGAGAUUAUGCAACCUCAACCGCAUAUUCGCACACAGGAUAAUGCUUAAGAUUUUCAGAUAUCACAGUGGUGAGAACAAUACCACUGUUUCACUAAGGUGCUAUGUAGUCCGUUAUAUAUAUAAUCACCAUCGUUUCCUCCAACUGUAACAAAUCAAAGGUUCAUUCCUAAUUUGUUUGUCUAAUAUACAUCAUAUCUGGACUAGUCAAGGCUCUUAAGAAAUGAUUAACCAACAAACUACUGAGUUACAGUCCAAGGGUUUAGCAUUUACUUAACUUCAAAAUACUCCUAUCAAAAUCUAACAGUCAUAUGUUCCAUCCCCAACGAGAUGAUAAGUGUACACUGUUAUAAAGAGACAAUUAUAUACUAAGAGGGGGGAAGGAAAAAGCUGUGUUCAUUCUUACUUACUUCAACUCAUGUUUUGUUUCAUAUUUUCAAAAUAUUUAGGUUAGAAAUUAGUUUUAUUAAUUUGUCAAUUUUUUUAUUGCUUUUUCUAGACAAAUAAAUAAACUAUUCUGGAUAUAAAAUAUGAUAAUUUACUAUCCAAUAUAUUACCAUAUUGUUAUUAUACUACUGAAUAAUGUUUUCUGAUUAAAUCCAUGUAUAAAC